Messenger RNA from Hippocampus comes (tiger tail seahorse), 2843 nucleotides. RefSeq names its product vasorin-like. Gene Ontology annotation, cellular component: plasma membrane. The coding region runs from base 452 to 2587 and encodes 711 amino acids. NCBI's taxonomy places the organism in Eukaryota, Metazoa, Chordata, Actinopteri, Syngnathiformes, Syngnathidae. Gene Ontology annotation, molecular function: protein binding. The record is from RefSeq and is a predicted model, not a curated record. The transcript has 2 exons.
CCAAGUCAAAGCGAGAACACUGAUUUAUAAGACAUUUUAAAUGAAGCGAGAAGCUAAUGCGGUCACAUUGCUUCUUUUUUUUAAAUCCCUUUUUGUUGAGUGUUUUUUUUUGUCUAAUUGUUGAGUGUGCACAUAUUGCAUGCAGUUCGGGACUGGCGAGGCAGGUAGUCCCCGCCUCGCCUCUCCUUCUGUGCACCUCCUCCUCCUUCAAGUGUUUCCCCGUGUGUGGAGUGGAGGCGAAACACUGCCGCAGUUUGGAUUAAGACACGCAAAGAGAGAAUAGACACGGGGCCGGCUCGUCGUGGAGACUUUCCGCGUGAACGGACGCUCACCGCGGUUGUGUUUAUGCACAAAGUUUGGAUACAUAGUUUGGACCCGAACAUAUAUCCCGCUUGGAUUUGAUUUGAUUUUUUUUAAAGAACCGCGUCGUAAAGGAGUUCCAAGCCCUGGAAUGACCAUGUUGUUUAAUCUCGUGCUCCUCUUCCUCUCCUCAAGUCUGGUUUUAUCCAUCGAGUGCCCAGAAGAUUGUACUUGUAACAGUCCAGGUUCAAUAUUCUGCAUCGUUCGACGGUCCAACACUGUGCCCCGGGUUCCAUCCAGCACCAUCAAUCUUUACAUCUUCCAAAACGGCAUCAAUGCUCUGACCCAAAAUGACUUUGUGGGUCUAGGAGACUUGGAUUUGCUAGAUCUGAGCCAGAAUGAGCUGAGAGAGGUUCCAGAUGGUGUAUUCAAGAUGCUGUCGAAGCUGAAGAACUUGGACUUGUCCUCCAACGUCAUCACUCACAUUUCCAAAGAGAGCUUUUCUGGCUUGGUCCAGCUGGAGAGACUGUAUCUCCACCAAAAUCACAUCCAGAGCAUCCAACGAGAAGCUUUUGAAGGUUUAGAAAUGCUACUGGAACUCAAGCUCCAAGGGAACAAACUCACAUCUUUGCCCUCUCUUAAUUUACCCAGGCUUCUGCUUCUAGACCUGAGUUACAACAACAUCCCCACCUUGCAUGUCUCAGACCUUCAGACACCCCACUUAGAAACCCUGAAAAUGGCGUCUGUCGGGCUUGUUUCUCUAGAUGAAGAUCUUGUCGCUUUUCUAGGGAACCUCCACGAGCUAGACAUCUCCGUGAACCAACUCACGGCGGUUCCCCAAGCCCUAAAGAAGGACUCCCUAAAGGGCUUGAUCAAGCUCAAUCUGGCUGCCAACCCACUGGGUGAGCUCAGGACAGAAGACUUUCAGAAACUCACCGGGCUCCAAGAAUUAGAUCUCAGUAGUCUCAAUCUUCAGGGCUUUCCCCAAGACUUUUUCCAGUCUUUCCCCAAACUUGUACAUCUGGCAGCAGCUGAAAACCCAUUCAAUUGUUUGUGCCCCCUCGCUUCGUUUGUGGUUUGGCUGAAAGAGAAGAAUAUAAAUCUGGGGAGGCUGAGGGAGACCAGGUGCCACUUCCCUCUAGCUAAUGCCGGGAAGAUGCUUUCAGCACUGGACCAUACAGAUUUUGGAUGUCCACCGACCACAACUUUACUGAUGAAAUCACCCAUGGGGAGUACUCCAGCGCCACAGGAUGCUACGACAUUCCAAGAAACAACCCAUACCAAUGCAAUUCCUCCUCCUCCACCACCACCACCAAGUGAACAAAGCCCGGACUCAAAAACAGACCCGCUUCCAUCAGAGGUUACCGCCUCUCCAAGCUUCACCAGUGGGAAAUAUGACCAGCACAUCUGUCCACCAAAUAUUUGUCUCAACGGUGGCAUUUGUAACUUUGACCCAAUAGGGCAACUGGGCUGUCUGUGUCCUUCAGGAACAUCUGGACUCUACUGUGAAAAUGUUGACAAUGCUACGGAACCACCAAAACCUCCGGGAACAGAAGUGUCUGUUGAGGAUUCCACGGUUCUUGCAGAACUUGAUGCCAUCAGCUCCCGCCAGGUGACCUCCACCUCUAUUCUUCUCGAUCUACACCUCUUCAUUAAGACACGGCCAAAUAUCCGUGGCAUCAGGCUGACCUACCGCAAUCUCUCUGGCCCCGACCGCCGCCCCAUUAUUUUGAGCGUGCCGGCAUCCUACCCGGAGUACACCCUGCGUGGACUCAGACCCAACUGUACCUACUCUGUCUGCGCGAGCCCCCUCGGGGAGAGAAUGACCACAAGGGCAAACAGCUCAGUGGAGACGGGGUCAUGUACAGAAGCUCGGACGGCAGGGGUUCCACUGACAUCCUUAGAACCCCGAGUGGAGACGCAAAGCUCACUCAUGAAUACUCUCAUUCCUGCAAUAGCCGCUCUAGCACUGGUGCUGGGGUUGGCAUUGGUGGUCGGUCUGAUCAUCUGUCUCCGGAAAAAGAGGCAGCGUAAAGCGGGAAUGGAGCUCGAGCUGGGUCCUGCAGAUCCUGACGAUUCAUUGGAAGUGGACGGCAUCAAGGCAUGUCCGGAAGAUGGGGGAAACGGCCCACUGCCCCACAAGCAGACAGAAACUGACCGUUGUCACACUCGACAACCAGCCACAUCGUUGCAACAAAACGGCAAUUUGGACUAUCAGGUCCCCCUGAUGCAAGGACACUCCCCCUCAAAUAACAGUCGAUCAUCCCUAAAGCCAUCGUAUUUCUAAGAUGCAAUAAUAUAUGAACACUUUGGAAGCCCGGCCCAUCACCUGCGUAGUGGUUUCAGCAUUCUAAGGUUUUGUCCCAGUUUCAAUGCGGCACUUUUCCUUUGUUUUGUAAGACGAUACCACUACUGACUGAAAUGACGAUUCAGACAAUAAGGAGUCGCACUCGAGUCGCACUCACAUUUGCAGCAUGUUGGAAAUGAGCCGAGUCACGGCGGGACAACAAGCAGGCUGCAGUUUUCAAAUGGGUUUGAUGGUG